Triticum turgidum subsp. durum (durum wheat) is the source of this 1269-nucleotide messenger RNA. Lineage: Eukaryota; Viridiplantae; Streptophyta; Magnoliopsida; Poales; Poaceae. The record is from the annotation of a GenBank genome assembly.
AUGGAAGCCGCUGCAAUGGAAUGGGAUGAUGGCCCAUCGUGUGACCUUUUUCCAGUUGGGAGCGAAGACUACGAGUGGUUUCACCAGGAAGUGCCACCUAAAUCUUCAAAGAUCCCAUAUGUAGUUGCCACUCCCUCUGCUGCGAUGCACUCGGAUUCAGCGGGGCCUACAUUUGACAAAACGCCAGAGGCAGCUAGGGCUAAUGUGAAUAAGAUUGCACAUCCAAUUGCAACAGACAUCUCUUCUUCUCUUUUUGACAGCGAUCCAAAAGUUUCCACCUCAAAUGAGAUCAACAAGCCUAUCUUUGAUGCAUCUCCUGUUGUCACCACAGCAACUGUUGGGUCUUUAGGUAAUUCAACUAUCUCUGGAUUUGGAACACCAAAUGUUGAUUCCAGCAGUGGGCCAAGUUGUGCUUCGAAGAAGGCUGUCAAGAAGAAGAAAGGGGCUGCCCAGUCACCUGAUGGGGUUCUGAAGAUGAAGAAGAUCAAGAUUGAUGCAACCGGGGACUCUUUACAUCAGCAGUAUGUUAUGAACAGAUACAAGUUAAGGAAACCAAAGGAAGGCGAAUCUCUCCUUGCUUUCAUUGAAAUAGAUGGCUUCCACACCUCCCUUCAGAAUUUCCAUGCCUCGCUAAAGCCACGAGCCGAGAUUGACAAUGAGGUCAUGACUCUCUACCUCAAAACUUUCAACAUAGAGCAAAUUUGCAGCAGGAAGAAGCUGAAGAAGUUUGCAUUCUCAGUUUUUAUGAGUGGUCAACUGGCUGCUGAGCCUGAAGUUUUUGAUCCUAAACUGUGUGAAAGGGAGUUUAGGAUGGCCUAUGAGAGCAGCAACAUAUCAAGUUGCGAUCUACUUUUCUUUAUAGUUGUCCAGAAGAGGCACUGGGCUGUAGUUGUUGCAAACUUGGCAAUGAAGCAAUUCAACAUUUUCAACCCAAUAAAGAACAACAAAGAUGUGCAACUGCUACACAAGGCAACCAGCAAUAUGAUCACGAACCUAAACAGAGUGGCAAGGAGUGAACCAGCAUUCAAACAUGAUCUCGAUUUGUUUGAGGAGUUUAAUCCACAGCAAGGAACUUACUAUGAUUGCAGAUUUUUUGCUAUUCUGUACUUGGAGAACUUCGAUGGUGUGGUCAUGGCAUCAUUUGAUCAGGAAUACAUUCCAAAGCUGCGGAUGAGGAUUGCAUCAGAUCUGUUGAGGCACCCUGACAACAAGUUGGACCCUGCGGAGCAGCUGAAGAAGAUGCUGCAUCAAAAGGGUGGUCGUUCUUGA